Molecule: messenger RNA, 546 nt
Organism: Periconia digitata
Lineage: Eukaryota; Fungi; Ascomycota; Dothideomycetes; Pleosporales; Periconiaceae
Source: the annotation of a GenBank genome assembly
UCCACAUUUACACUCCAAACCACAUCAUCAUCAUCACCAAACAACAACAACAACCUCUCUCAACGCCAAGUAAAACAAAGCAAAAAUGCCACGUCCAUCCAAACACCCUUCCAACACAAACACAAACGCCGCCUCAUCAUCCUCAUCAAGAUCACAGAAACCAGUCUUCUUCCACGGCCCCCACCGCGGAAACGGCUACCUCUCCCAAUGGUACUGGGCGCCCUUCAUCGUCGACGGCAUCCGCUACGAAACAGCCGAGAAAUGGAUGAUGCUGCAUAAAGCGCGGACUUUCCACGACGAGGCAGCUGAGCGUGCGAUUCUGGCUUCUACGGACCCCAAGGAAGCUAAAGAGUUGGGUCGGCUGGUUGAGGGGUUUGAUGAGCGGGUUUGGGAUGGUGGUGAGUUGUCUUUUUCUUCCCCCUUCUCUUUUACUAUUCUCUUCCUACUUGUCCUGUUUGCCUUUUGUGUGAUCGGGUCAUUCCGUAGCAGUGUUUUUCUACGGUUGAUGGGAAAGUGUUUAUUGAUAUGAAGAAAAUUUACUGACUC